This is a messenger RNA of Daldinia loculata, 957 nucleotides long. RefSeq names its product NAD(P)-binding protein. Lineage: Eukaryota; Fungi; Ascomycota; Sordariomycetes; Xylariales; Hypoxylaceae. The coding region runs from base 1 to 957 and encodes 318 amino acids. Gene Ontology annotation, molecular function: oxidoreductase activity, acting on the CH-OH group of donors, NAD or NADP as acceptor; NADP binding. The record is from RefSeq and is a predicted model, not a curated record. The transcript is spliced from 2 exons.
AUGGCUGAUUCUCAAAACUCUACGAUCCUGUCGUUUGGCUUUGUCGGCCUUGGGAAUAUGGGCUCUGUGAUGAGCUUAAACCUGGCCGGCUAUGCCCAAAAACAAGGAUUCCCAAAGGUCAAGCUAUGGAAUCGUUCUCGCGGCAAAGCCGAGGAGCUUGCUGGACGGGGCUUCUUUGAAGUAGCAGAUACGCUGGAGAACAUAACAAAGGACUGCAACAUCAUCCAUGCUUGCCUUGCAAACGACGAUGUUGCUCUGUCAGUUUACCGCCAAAUUCUAGGCGCUGCAAAACCAGGUCUUAUCCUUGUGGACCAUUCGACAUUGUAUCCAACCACAUCCUCAACAUUAUACGCUGAAGCCGAAGCGAAGGGCUCGAGUUUCCUGUCUUGUCCAGUCUUUGGCCCACCCGCCGUAGCUGCAAGCGCGGGGCUUUUGGUCGUAUUAUCUGGCCAUGAGAAAGCCAGGACUACAUUGAAGGAGUACAUCGUGCCGGCAAUAGGAAAGGCCAUUAUUGACUGUGGUGAUAGCACAAGAAAAGGUGCACUUCUCAAGAUUCUAGGGAAUAACUGUAUUCUCGGUACAAUUGAGCUCAUGUCAGAGAGUUUCACUCUAGCCGAGAAAACAGGAUUUGACGCCGCCUUGUUUUACGAGUUCAUACAACAAUGGUUUCCCGCUCCAGCUUGGGUGAACUAUGGGAAGAAGAUUCGGGACGGGGCUUUUAGUGGUACGACGGGAUUCACUAUACCUGGCGGGAUGAAAGACGCUGCAUAUAUACGACAGUUAGGUGCUGAAACAUCUACGCCAACUCCUCUUAUUGAUCAGGCAUGGAACCAUCUUACCACCGCUAAGGCUCUGGGUGGUGAAAGUUUGGAUUGGAGUUCAUGUGCCGCUGGAAUGCGAGUUACGGCAGGCCUACCACCAUUCAAGGGCGAAGAUUUCAGUUUGAGUAAGAAGUAG